AUGUCUGCAACGACUGAAAACCUGUUCGUCAGGUAUCAUGGGCACAUCGUGCCUCGGGCCUUCAAUGGCGGCUUUGUCACCCUCAGCUUCGUCGUCAGCCUGAUCGGUGCUGCGUCAACGCUUGAGUUGCUGAAUCGCAGAACUUCGCAUAAGGGAAAGUUCAACCAUUUACUCUUGGUCAGCUCCGCGGUAACGAUGGGUGGGAUCGCUAUUUGGUGCAUGCACUUUAUUGGGAACCGUGCCAUCGAUUUGGCUGACGGUGAGGCCGAGUUACAAAUCGCAUAUUCGAGUGGCUUCACGGCUUUGUCGUUCUUCGUCCCUAUCGCCGUGCUUCUCGCUGCUUUCGUCGCAGUUGGUAUCAAUAAUACUGUUUCGUGGUGGCGAGUUGCCAUCGGAGGAGUCCUUGCCGGUGCCGCCAUAUGUGGAAUGCAUUAUCUGGGUAACAACUCCAUCGAUAACUACAUCUGCAUAUAUAACCCGGCAAACGUCAUAGGUGCAGCUAUCAUCGCUGUAGCUGCCAGCAUCGUCGCACUCUCGCUUUUCUUCGUGUUCCGGGCGGCAUGGACAAACUCGUGGUGGAAGCGGGCAACUUGCGCGGUCGUGCUGGCUGGUGCUGUCUCGGGAAUGCAUUGGUGUGCGGCUACCGGCACAGAGUAUCAGCUCGUCCGCCUCAACACGGGCAGCAAUGAGCUUUCUCGUAACACAACCGUUAUUGUCGUCAUCUGCUUGUCCAUCGGAGCCUGUUUCGUCAUGGGCGGAACAGCCAUAUAUACGGCUAGGAUCAUGAGACGUUACGCUAGCAAAGCUCAGCAGGUCGUGCUGGCGGCUGCGGUAUUCGACAAGCACAACCGUAUUCUCGUCAACCCGGACGGACUCAUCCCUACCGAAAAAAUUACAGAUACAUUCCUCGAGAAGAACGCCACAGAUAAUUUCAGCAUCUCUCACCCACUUUUCCUUUGGAUGUUCCAAGCAUCUAGGAAUUGGUCGGGGAUCUCGACCCUCGUCGGCGGAAUGACGAACCAUCUGGCCCACCUCCCUCGUCGAGGCCGCGACCGUGACUCUCGGGCGGGUAUCCAACUGAUCAACGAGCAUGGCGAGUUGAUCGAGAACUAUGACGUGAUCUUCCGCGAGCUUUUCUGCGUCGCCGCCGCAGGUCUUGCCGAGAAGAUGAAAGAACACUUGACAUCUGUUGGCCUCCUGUGGGAUGAGAUUCUGCCGACGGGGGCGGGGGGCGAGCGUCCAGGAACGCAAGAAAACGGGCUACAGGAGCCCGAGACCGUUCUGAAUCCGGAUGGGACUGUACGCAAGGCUGAGUUAUCAGGUACCAUGGACGACAUGGCCGAGAAGGGCCUCAGCCGUCACAAGCCACAUGAGUUCGGCCGUGGGUCGCUCAUGUUCUUGGUUCGCCGAGUCCAGACCGAUCGAGAGAUUGAAAGGCUCGAGGCUGCCGGGUACAGGUUCGCAGAACUGCGACAGGUCGGCAACAUUAUUGGGUCCAGCAUGCAGAUCAAGUCGUCCGAUCUCGAGUCGAAGCUCCGAAAUAUGGCUGCGUAUGCGGAUGACAACAAUCAACUCGAACCUGGUGUUCACAUGGGCUUCUUUGGCAUCCGCGCACGCGUUGGUGGCUAUGGGUUCGAUGUUCUCGUGCGCAAGGGUGCACGAAACUUGCUCCCCAGCGUGCAGAUGCCGAUCGACCGCAUCGAACCUUGGCAAGUGGAUUUCCUCCGACAACUAGACCGCUUGACGCCCCUGGGUGUAAGCAGACGGCUUACCGCGUUGGGCAAUCUGGGCACGCGAGAGAUGCUCUUUGCCUCACAGUUGACCGACAGCAUCGAUGCACUGCGGACAUGGAUUGAUGACCCAACCUUCAACGAAGCAAUCCUGACGCCCACGGUUGUCACCCUGCCAGAAGACCACGGUCCUGGCGAGAACUCGUCGUCGCGUCAAACCAGCCUCGUUACGUUUCGGAUGGUCAUCCCGAUUCACGUAAACGUUUCUAGCAGCAAGUGCGAGUUCAUACCAUUGAACUUCUUCAAAGUACACCAGCUGGUCGGUCGCAACGCGUCCCGGCACCUUGCUUUUACCCAAUCAGUGCAUCGCGAACUGGCGCCCGUGAUUCAAUCUGUCCCGCUUGAAAAGCCCAAGCCCGUGGUACAGAGUCAGAGGCAGUCGCGUCUGCCGUCGUCCCUCCGGAAACUCGUUCACUUCGGCUCGUCGUAUCCCGUCGAUUCCGAAGGCAACCCUAUUCCGACAGUGCUUGGGCGGUCCUCUUCCGCGACGAAUUCGAACGAGUCGAGCUCGACUCUCAAGCUGUGGCCAGGGCGACGCAGUAGCGAUGCCCUGUCGCCGGGUAGUUCAAGCUUCGAUGCGCCUCCGGCGUACCCGACUCAUGAAACACCGACGCAAGCAUCACCUUUCGGGGGUAUUAUGGUUUCGGAAGAGAUCAGAGUCGAAGUUCAUUCGGCUGGGGAGGUUGCGCAGUCAACUUCUCAAGAGACGAGCCAAAAGAACCGCCGAACGCCAACCAUGAUAGGCAAGAGGAUCAGUGACAAUCCUGUAACCGUAUCUGGUGGAAUUGCGGGCGAACAGGCGGUUCCGGUAGCGGACGAGGCACGAGUGAGUGGCUCGAAUGGUGGUGGAAUCGAGAUGCGGAUGCUACAGGUAGCCGAAGUGAGAACCAAGGUCCAUGCUGGCGAUGGUGUUCAGAUCUCCAACGUUGAGGCAGAAAGGGUGAACGACAUACCAACCUUUGUGGACGAGCUAUUUACCAUUUGCAUCGAAAGCCGUUGA
Molecule: messenger RNA, 2790 nt
Organism: Colletotrichum karsti
Lineage: Eukaryota; Fungi; Ascomycota; Sordariomycetes; Glomerellales; Glomerellaceae
Exons: 5
Coding region: 1-2790 (929 amino acids)
Source: RefSeq, a predicted model, not a curated record